Messenger RNA from Coniophora puteana RWD-64-598 SS2, 2570 nucleotides. RefSeq lists its product as uncharacterized. The record is from RefSeq and is a predicted model, not a curated record. Gene Ontology annotation, molecular function: ATP-dependent chromatin remodeler activity; ATP binding. Gene Ontology annotation, cellular component: cytoplasm. The transcript has 11 exons. NCBI's taxonomy places the organism in Eukaryota, Fungi, Basidiomycota, Agaricomycetes, Boletales, Coniophoraceae. Bases 6 to 2372 code for a protein of 788 amino acids.
UGCCCAUGCCCACGCCCACGCACUACACAGCCCAAACGGUCCAGCAGACGCUGCACAAGGCAGCACCCACCGCGCCGCCCCCGCGCGCCGCUGGCCCUACACCCAUCGGCGCGCCCAUCAACCCCGCCAACGCGUAUCCGUAUCCCCGCACCAGCAGCGGCGGCGGCGGCGCUGGCCCUCCGCGCCCGGCACACAGCCCCUACGACGCGCCCGGCCACAGCCCCGCCUACAGCUCUGGUGCCGGUGCGAACCCCGCGUACGCACCCUUCGAGCCGCGCAAAACCGCCUCAGAGGCAGACCAAGAUCUGCGCGAGCUCGUCGCGGGGACGUUCGAGGACACACAGGACGUCGACAUCGACCCCGCCGCGGCGCUCGUCGAUGGGUUUCAAGAAGGCGUAAGGCUCCUGCCGCACCAGGUGCUCGGGCGCGCGUGGAUGCGCGAUCGCGAGUCGGGCAAGAAGGCUGGGGGGAUUUUAGCGGAUGACAUGGGGCUGGGCAAGACGAUCCAGACGCUCGCGCGUAUUCUCGAUGGCAAAGCGAAGAAAUCGGACAAGGACGACGGAUGGGCCGCGACGACUCUCGUCAUCUGCCCCGUCGCGCUCGUCUCCCAAUGGGCACAAGAAAUCAAACGCCUCUCCACGGGCCUGCGCGUCCUCGAGCACCACGGGCAGUCGCGCACUACCGACCCGCUCAAGCUGCGCUCGCACCACGUCGUGAUCACAUCGUACACGACCGCUGCGUCUGAGCACGCUGCGUUCAGCCCCGAGAUCAAGGACGAGGGCAGCGGGAGCAAGGCGUCUAAGAAGAAGGCGUCCGGCAAGAAGAAGAAGGCGUCGGCGGAUUCUGAUUCGGAUGAAGACGAGUCCGACGAUUCGGUGGUCAGGGCGAUGAACAGGAAUGCGAACGCGAAGGGCAAGCGCGCGGGCGGGAAGGCGAAGAAGGACGCGUUGUAUCGUGUGAAGUGGUUCCGCGUCGUGCUUGACGAGGCGCAUAAUAUCAAGAACCGGAACACGAAGAGCGCCAUCGCGUGCUGCGCGCUCGAGGCCAAGUACCGCUGGGCGCUGACGGGCACACCGAUGCAAAACUCCGUUGAGGAGCUCUACUCGCUCAUCAAAUUCCUGCGCAUCCGGCCGCUCAACGACUGGCCCGAAUUCAACACCAAAAUCGCCCAGCCCAUCAAAUCGGGGCGCACCUCGGCGCCCAUGAAGCGCCUGCAGGUCGUCCUCCGGUCGAUCAUGCUCCGCCGGCGCAAGGACCAGCUGAUCAACGGCCAGCCGAUUCUGGAGCUGCCGGAGCGGCGCGUGGGGAUUGUGCCGUGCGCGUUUGAUCGCGCGGAGAGGCGGUUUUAUAGGGAGCUGGAGGCGCGGAUGGGGAGCGAGCUGGAUAAGCUUGUGAGGGAGGGGGUGGCGGAGAGGAGUUAUACGCAUGUGUUGGUGCUUUUGUUGAGGUUGCGCCAGGCGUGCAACCAUCCGUCGUUGAUCUCGAAGAACUACAAGGCCGACGCGGCUGCGAUCGAGUCGCGUCCGGCGAAGAGCGACGACGACGGCGACGGUGCGGGGGAUGGUGCGGAGGCGGACGAGCUCGCGGCGAUGUUUGGUGCGCUCGGGGUGUCGCGCAAGUGCCAGCUGUGUCAGACCGAGCUAACGCCGAGUAACACGACGCCCUCGUCGACCGACCACUGCAAGGCCUGCGCGCAUCUCGCGCUCACAUCCCGGCGCAAGUCCAUCUCGGGUCGAGCCCCCAGCAAGGAGGAGGAUGAAGAGGAGGGGGAGGGGGAGGAGGAGAAGCUGCCCCCGUCGAGCGCCAAGAUCCGCAAGAUCCUCGAGAUCAUGCGCGAGACGGAGCGGCGCUCGGGCGGGGUGGAGAAGACGAUUGUUUUUUCGCAGUUUACGAGCUUUUUGGAUGUGCUUGGGCCGUUUUUGGAUCGGGAGGGGGUGAAGCAUGUGCGCUACGACGGCUCGAUGAAAAAGGAUGCGCGCGACGCGGCGCUCGAGAAGAUCCGGACGAGCAAGAGCACGCGGUGUAUUUUGAUCUCGUUCAAGGCUGGCAGCACCGGCCUGAACCUGACGGCGUGCAACAACGUCAUUCUCGUCGACCUCUGGUGGAACCCCGCGCUCGAGGACCAGGCGUUCGAUCGCGCCCAUCGGUUUGGGCAGACGCGGGCUGUUAAUAUCCAUAAGCUCACGAUUGAGGAUACGGUCGAGCAGCGGAUCCUGGAGCUGCAAGAGAAGAAGCGCGCGCUGGCUGCCGCCGCGCUCUCGGGCGACAAGCUCAAGAAUAUGAAGCUCGGCAUGGACGAUCUGCUUGCGCUGUUCCGCGGGUCGGGGCAGAAUGACAGCAGCGACGAUGACGAGAGCGAGGAUGAGGAGUGAGAGGGCACUAAUAGCCUGUAGGUGAUGGAGGCGGGCUGGCACAUCGGCGUAGCUGCUGCUAUAUGACGGGUGGAUGGAUGGAUUUUUUUGCGAUGCGAUCUUGUUGUCGUAAUUGAGUGUUUCAUUGUGCAGUGUUAUCAUGCUAUUAGCGUUCUUAUGUUCUAUUAUAUACCUCUGAAAUAUUAGACCUCUACAAGC